Meloidogyne enterolobii is the source of this 941-nucleotide messenger RNA. NCBI's taxonomy places the organism in Eukaryota, Metazoa, Nematoda, Chromadorea, Rhabditida, Meloidogynidae. The record is from the annotation of a GenBank genome assembly.
UUAUGAUAUCUGACAGCAUUGUGGACGUAAACGCUGCUUUGGACGAUAUAAUUUCUAAACGUCGUGUUGGCAAACGCGCAGCACCUCGAAUUGAUGAGCCUUUACCUUUAGGAAGAGGAGGAGGUAGACGAAAUCAGCGACGUCGUAAUAGUGGUGGAGGUGGAGGAGGUUUUGGCAAUGCUGGCUUUGGAAAUAGUGGAUUUGGAAACCAGAGCUUUGGAAGUAAUUCUGGGAGUUUUGGCAACUCUGGAUUUGGCAACUCCGGAUUUGGAAAUUCUGGGUUUGGAAAUAGUGGAUUCGGCAGUGGACCUAGACGGCAAUCUGGAGGUGGAGGAGGGCGAAGGACUAAUAAUACGUCUGGGGAAGAUGUUGUUUGGAUAAAUAUUUCAAAUUUGCCUGAUACUGUUCUUACUGGCGAUCUUCAGGAACUAUUCCAAGAAUUUAACCUCCUUGGUGUUGGAGUACAUUAUGACGAAUUUGGUCAGCACAUGGGCACGGCUGAUUUGUUUGUAGAUGGACGCUCUGCAAAGGCUAUUUUACGUGAAUAUGCAAAUAUUGCUAUUGACGGUCAAAAGAUUCGUUUCGCAAUAGUUAAUGAACAAGCUGCUGCUACACCUCAAUUUCAAAAUCAACAAAGGCGAGACAAUUUGAGAGGAGGGCGUCGACGUGGAAAUGUUGGUGGUGGUGGUGGACGUCGAGGAGGAGGGGGAGGAGGUGCUGGUGGUGGAGGAGGUCGCCGUAUUCGUUCUGAUAGUGGACAAUCGUCCCGCACAUAUUCUAGAUCUCGCUCUCCAAUCGGUCGAGCUAUUGGCGGUGGUGUCUCUAAACCGCGUCGUGUUGGUCGUAACACUACAACUCAAGUAAAAACUGCAGCAGAAUUAGAUAGGGAAUUGGAAGCUUAUAUGAAUGGAAUGAAGCAUCCACGCGUCAAACUUGAAUGA